Messenger RNA from Pseudocercospora fijiensis CIRAD86, 792 nucleotides. RefSeq lists its product as uncharacterized. The transcript has 7 exons. The record is from RefSeq and is a predicted model, not a curated record. The coding region runs from base 1 to 792 and encodes 263 amino acids. NCBI's taxonomy places the organism in Eukaryota, Fungi, Ascomycota, Dothideomycetes, Mycosphaerellales, Mycosphaerellaceae.
AUGGUACGAUAUGUUGUGAUCAGUGCAGGGCGGGCUUUUGGCUUGCCAAGAUCGAUGGGCUUCUGGAUGCGCAGCUCGGGUGGUAGAUCAAAGAAGCGAAAUGCGCGGGUCGCAGUGCUAUGGCUGUGGGUGGGUGAAGGCGCUCUCGAGGCAGCAGCCGAUGUCAUGCGCGAGGACAUGGGCGUCGACGCGCUGCUUGACGCGGGAGACGACGGGACCUUACGGCGUGUGCUUGUCCUGAUCCAGCACGCAGGCACAGCGGUUCAAUGGAAAGCAAAGGCUCGGCUCCGUAGGAGGGCAGUACUACCAGCAGAGACGGCGUGCUACGGGGGACGGGAGGCCAUGACUGCUCGCGUGACCUCGCAGCGCUCAUGCAGCCAUCUCGACGUUGGCUGCGGCUGCGUGGGACGAGUGAUGGUUGCUGCGUGGGAAGGAGGAGCUGGCCGGGCGGCAGGAGGCAGACAUGAAGCGGAGCAGGCGCGUGUGAUGCUGAGGCACGACAAGCCUACGAGCGUCUUAAGCAGGAGCGAGCAGAGGAGAGGAGAGGAGAGGAGAAGAGAUGGAGUGCUCUGGUGGCGUCAGCGUCAGCGUCAGCGUCAGCAGUCACCUGAUACUGAGAGGUUGAUGCCGAGUUUUUUUUUGUCCAGACCAAACGGGAGUCGACGCUCACUGCCAUUGCUGCUCACGUCGCUUCUUGACAGCCGGGUUCGCUCUUUCCAAGAUAUACAACUGCCCGCCCAGGAAAGAGAAGACCAUUUCGCGGCCGACGGGAGAGCACGGACACUUCCGUAA